Messenger RNA from Malania oleifera, 3517 nucleotides. Its product is annotated as pentatricopeptide repeat-containing protein At2g22410, mitochondrial-like. The coding region runs from base 623 to 2656 and encodes 677 amino acids. Gene Ontology annotation, biological process: RNA modification. Gene Ontology annotation, molecular function: RNA binding; protein binding. The transcript has a single exon. Lineage: Eukaryota; Viridiplantae; Streptophyta; Magnoliopsida; Santalales; Ximeniaceae. The record is from RefSeq and is a predicted model, not a curated record.
AUACCACAAAGAUUUACAUCUAAACUAAAAAAUUAAUUUCUCACAACCCACGCCAAGAGGUCCUAAACUAAUUUUCGCCAUACACUCUUUCAUAUUUCUUAUGAUUCAAAUUGAAAAUUAUAAAAUUUGCAUACCGAAAUAUCUUAUUAUAUCACUAAAAUUAUGUCUCUAAAAAAACAUUAUUUUAAAAAAUGUAUGGGUGAUUAAAGGUAAUUUUUUUUGAAUAUUUAUGAUUAGUUAUGGGAGUAUUAUUAAAAUAUGCAUAGGUAGUUAACCAAAACUUUUUGAAAUUUUUAUGGAUAGAGUUAUAGAGAUUUUUUAGGAAUAUUAAAAGUCAAACUAAUAAAAGGGAAUUCCCUUUUUAAUAAUAGAGAUGGGUAGUUAUAUGAAUAUUUUUGAAAUGUAUAUAUGUAAUUAUAGAGACUUUUAAAAAAAAUAUAUUAUAGGUAAAUUGUUAGAACAUUUUGAAAAUAUAAAAAAAAUGAGAGGGAAUCUCCUUUCUAGUAGUGGCGCCCGCACGGGCACUGCAUGAACCGAACCCGGUCUCGGCGUAGGAAAGUCAAACCCCAAAUUUGAAAAUGCCCCCUCCCGUUGCCUAGCGCUCAGCAUUCAGCAAUCUCACAUGAGACCCCCUUGCUCAGCUUGCUCUGCUCUGAGUCUGAUACCCACUGCCUCUCCGCACAACUUGUCCACAUUCCUCUCCUUUCUCGCUCUCCCACCCCGCGCUCUCUUUCAAUCGCUCAACCCAUUCUCUUCGACCUCUGUCCAAAAACUCAAAUGGAAUUCAAACAGCAACCUCAUCAUCACGCAUCCAACUCUUCUAGUCAUGGAAUCCUGCAGUACGAUGUCAGAAUUGAAGCAAAUUCAAGCGCAUAUGACCAGAACUGGCCUCAUCUUUCAUAUCUUCCCCGUGAGCCGGGUCUUGUCCUUCUGUGCUCUCGCCGAGUGCGGCGACAUUCGCCAUGCCCAUCUCCUCUUCACCCAGAUCGAAGAGCCAAACGUUUACAUGUGGAAUACUUUGAUAAGGGGCUACUGCAAGGCUAAAAUUCCCGUGAUGGGAUUUUCUGUGUUUCGCCAGAUGGUUAGAGAAUGUGUUGAUAUGGAUAAACGAAGCUUCGUGUUUGCGCUCAAGGCGUGUGAACGAUUUCCAAGAAUUCUAGAGGGUGAAUCAAUCCAUUCUAAGAUUUACAAGGUGGGCUUUGUUUGUCAUUUGCUGGUGCAAAAUGGUUUGAUCCAUUUUUAUGCUGAGAGUGGGUGUUUGAGUUCUGCGCGUCGAGUGUUCGAUGAAAGCUCUGCGAGAGAUGUAGUUUCUUGGACUGCAAUGAUUGAUGGGUAUGUACAAAAAAGUUCUUCUGACGAGGCAAUGAAGUUGUUUGAUUUAAUGGUGUUAAGUGAUGUUGAGCCUAAUGAGGUUACUAUGAUUACUGUGCUCUCAGCGUGCUCUCAGAAGAGGGACUUAAAUUUGGGUAAAUCUAUGCAUGAAUAUGUAGAGAAUAAUAAUGUGAAUUGUAGCCUGAAUUUAAUGAAUGCCAUGUUGGAUAUGUAUGUGAAGUGUGGUUGCUUGAGCACUGCCAGAGAGAUUUUUGACAAGAUGGACACGAAAGAUGCUUUUUCUUGGACUAGCAUGAUUAAUGGAUAUGCCAAGCAUGGUGAAUUGGUUAUUGCAAGGGAUUUUUUUGAUAAAAUGCCAGAGAGAAAUGUGGUAUCUUGGAAUGCAAUGAUUGCAGGCUAUUCACAAAAUAAUCAACCAAAAGAAGCUUUAGAACUAUUUCAUGACAUGGUAGAAGCAGGUUUGGUUCCAAUAGAGAGUACAUUGGUGUGUGUGCUCUCUGCAUGUGCUCAAUCAGGCUGCUUGGAUUUGGGUCGAUGGAUUCAUCAUUACUACGUGAACCAAAAACAGAUCCAACUAAGUGUGAUUCUAGCAAAUGCAUUUAUAGAUAUGUAUGCCAAGUGUGGGAGUAUUGAUGCAGCAGCAGAAGUCUUUUAUGUUAUGCCCAAGAAGGAUUUAGUGUCUUGGAAUGCAAUGAUUAUUGGAUAUGCUGCCCAUGGGCAUACUGAGGAGGCCUUAGCCCUUUUUGAGCAGAUGAAAAAUGUGGGAAUUAAGCCUGAUGAUAUCACAUUUGUGGGUAUCUUGUCAGCUUGUAGUCAUGGUGGGUUGGUCAUUGAUGGGCAAGAAUAUUUUGCAUGCAUGACAAGAAUUUUUGGGUUGCAGCCUAAAGUUGAACAUUAUGCUUGCAUGAUUGAUUUACUUGGCCGAAAUGGACUCCUAGAAGAAGCUUACGAGUUAGUAACAAAUAUGCCAAUGGAGCCAGAUGAAGCUGCUUGGGGUGCACUCCUUAAUGCAUGUAGGAUGCACGGGAAUGUGGAGCUGGGUAAGCUUGCUGCUAAUAAACUUCAAAACUUGGAUCCUCAAGACAGUGGUAUAUAUGUGCUCUUAGCUACUAUCUGUGCUAAUCAGAGAAGAUGGGAUGAUGUGAGGAUGGUUAGAAGUGUCAUGAGAGAGAGGGGCAUCAAGAAAACCCCUGGUCGCAGCUUUAUAGAAUUGGAGGGUGAGUUCCAUGAAUUUGGGGCUGCAGAUAAAUUGCACCCUGAAUCUGGGGAAAUUUACAAGGUACUGAAUGAUUUAAUCUUGUUGUCAAAAUUGGAAGUGAACUAAGAUAACAGUUCCCAAUUGUGUGAGCAUUCAUGAAGAUAUUAACCAUUUGUUGCCAAUUGUAUCUAUGCAACAUUCUACGAGCUGUAACUGUUUCGCAAGUUAUGACCCAUUGAAAAAACAAUUCCAAUGGGCAAUUUACUGCACACUUUGUAUAAAUUGUUCGAGGAAACCACCGUAUCAGGGCCUUUUAGCUUUCAACUGGAUGCCGAAUUUGAAAAAAAUUCAAUGUGCACUUUAAAGCCCACUUUUUCAAGGUUUUUUUUCAUCUAUGUAAGGACGCAAUGGAUGUCCUUCGUGACUAGAGCUGAUUGGGACAAUCUCACAUCACCUUUGUGGCAGUUGACUUCAUCUUAGACCCUUUUAGUGAUUGGCUUUUAUACAACAUCUCUUUUAUUGAGCACCCAACUUCCUCCAAUUUUCCUUGGGAACAUAAUCUUCAUUGUUGUCUGGCAUCUUUGGAAUAGCCAAAACAAAACUUUGUUUGACCUUGACAAUAUUCUUUCUUCAAUUCUCUUCUCUUCAUUUUGGAGUAUGCUCAGGACUAUGCUCAGGACAUUAUGGAUCUGCCAUGAGUUGGGAUGGUUGAAGAUAAACACUGAUGACUUUGUGAAAGGUAAUUUUGGCCCUGCUCAAGCCAGAGAGCUAAUCUAGGAAGAACUUAAAUUGCUAGUUAAAUGUUUGUGCAAGCCUCUCAGCUGAGCUUCAAGCUAUUCGUCCAAGGUCUUGCUCACACCAAUGAAGGUUUCAUCGAGUGAUAUGUGAAUCUGAUUUCCAGGUUGCAGUCAUGGCUAUCUGGACCAGCAACACAGCCCUUGAUUAUAAGUUGACUUUAAUUGAAGAUUGUUGAAUUUCUUGUUGAAC